ACCGAAAGCGGUGGAAAAUAGAGGAUAGGUCAAGUCGCCCGCCAGGACUGAAAUGGUUUAGAGUGCAAGCAACAGUGGGAAAUUGUGCUCACUAAUAUAAAUCAUUCCUCAGAAACAUCCGAGUACUAUCUUUUCUAGUGAAUUUUCUGUAAUAAUCUUUUAUACCGCAUGAUGUGUCGGCCCAUAUUGAUGUUGUCCAUUGGCCUAGCGCUGUUCGCAAGCUGCCUGUUUGGGGACAAGAACGAGGAAGCAGGGAAAACUGAGGAAGAAGCUGUGUACAAAAGGCCUGAGGUUAAAGGAUUUGCCUAUAUUGCUGAGCCAUUUGAUAAUGAGAUAGAGUUUAAUGAGCAAUGGAUCACUUCUCAAGCUAAAAAGGAUGGUGUUGAUGCAGCAAUUUCAAAAUAUGAUGGGAAAUGGUCAAUAGAAGAACCCAAAGAUAGUGCAUUCAAAGGAGAUAAAGCUCUAGUUUUAAAGGAAAAGGCCAAACAUCAUGCAGUUUCCAGUUUGUUGCCAACAAAGUUUGAAUUUACUGAUCAACCAUUUAUUGUGCAAUAUGAAGUUAAAUUUCAAAAUGGACUGGAGUGUGGUGGUGCAUACAUGAAGCUGUUGUCAGACUUGCCAAAGCUUGACUUGGAAGAACUAACCGAUAAGACACAAUACACAAUAAUGUUUGGACCAGAUAAAUGUGGAGAAGACAGCAAGCUACAUUUCAUCUUUCAACAUAAAAACCCAAAGACAGGAAAGUACGAAGAAAAGCAUGCAAAGAAACCAACCGGUGAUUUUUCGAAAAUUUUUGAUGACAAGAAGACACACUUGUUCACUCUCACAAUCAGGCCUGACAAUACAUUUGAGAUUCAAGUAGAUAAGCAAGUUGUUAAUUCUGGCAGCCUGCUAACUGAUUUUGAGCCAUCAGUAAACCCCCCGACAGAAAUUGAUGACCCAAGCGACAAGAAACCUGAUGAAUGGGAUGAGAGGGAGAAGAUUGUUGAUCCAAAUGCUAAAAAGCCAGUUGACUGGGAUGAAGAUGCGCCUGCGAAAAUUGUUGAUCCAAACGCAAAGAAACCAGAUGGAUGGCUUGAUGACGCACCUGAGAACAUCCCUGAUCCCAGUGCUGUAAAACCUGCCGACUGGGAUGCCGAGGAAGAUGGUGAAUGGGAGCCUCCGCAGAUCCCAAAUCCGAAGUGCUCUGAAAUUGGUUGCGGAGAAUGGAAGGCACCCGUGAUUGACAACCCACAAUUUAAAGGAAAGUGGCAACCCCCUCUCAUUGAUAAUCCUGACUAUAAGGGCAAAUGGACGCCAAAGAAAAUAAAGAAUCCGGAUUAUUUCGAAGAUAAAGAUCCGUUUAAAAUGACUUCAAUCGCUGCGAUCGGAUUCGAGCUUUGGUCGAUGAGUGACGACAUUGUGUUUGAUAACGUUAUCAUUUCUAGUCAAAAGUCGACUGUCGAUGCAUGGACAGCAGAAAGCUGGGAUUUGAAAUUCGCAAGAGAAUUUUCCGUCACCGGCGAAUCAGGGGGUGGCAUCUGGAACGCGCUGCAAGAUGCGACAAAGGAAAGACCCUGGCUUUGGGCAAUUUACGUCAUCGUGGUUUUCUUACCCAUAAUCCUUAUCAUUGCGUGCUGUUUACCAGGCAAAAAGGACGAGACAGCCGAGAGAAAAAAAACUGAUGAGCCAGCAGCUGAUGACGAGAAUGCAGAACAGGAGCAGGAAGAAAACGAGGAUGAAGAGGCAAAGGAAGGAGAUAACAGUGAUGAGCCAGAUGAGAGCAAAGAUAAAGAAGAAGUGCAAGCUGACAAAGAUGAAUCGAAAAGUUCAAAGGAAGAGGAGAAAACAGAAUCUGCAGAUGCUGCCCCAGAAGCAGCUCCAGAAGAAGACAUUCCUCCACCGGAUUCAUCUCCAAGCAGAAGAGCAACAAGAAGAAAAGCAAGAAAGGAGUAAACCUGGACAUGAAAUGCUCUAGAUAAUUAUCAAUUGAGGAAAAUGACGUUAAAAAGUAACCAAGCUCGGAAGAACACUUUUUCUUCAAAGGUCAUUCCUCUAGAGAGGAUUAUUUUCAAAGUGUGAUAUUGAGAACGAGGUUCAUGGCAGUAAUUCUAAAAUUUUGCGGUGAUCAGAGUCUAUUUAAACGCUGUCGUUCAUUGUUAUAUCUACGAAA
Messenger RNA from Rhopilema esculentum, 2152 nucleotides. Its product is annotated as calmegin. Gene Ontology annotation, biological process: protein folding; ERAD pathway. Gene Ontology annotation, cellular component: endoplasmic reticulum membrane; endoplasmic reticulum. Gene Ontology annotation, molecular function: calcium ion binding. Lineage: Eukaryota; Metazoa; Cnidaria; Scyphozoa; Rhizostomeae; Rhizostomatidae. The record is from RefSeq and is a predicted model, not a curated record.